AUGCCUGAGGAGCUGAGAGGCGCCAGGGUAGCAGGGUUAAUUGAUGAACAGACUAAUACUUGGGAUCCCCAUAUUUUAGCUAAUUUAUUUAAUGAUGAGGGUGUGAGUCGCAUAGUUAAAAUCCCUAUAAGCCCAGGAUAUGAGGACUCAUGGUAUUGGCUUGGCUACCCCAAAGGGAUUUACACGGUAAAGAAUGCCUACAAAAAUAUUAUGGGGAUUUAUGAACAUACACCAGGGGAUUUUGAUAAAUGGACUAUUAUGUGGAAGAUGAAGGUACCUCCAAAAUGGAAGACAUUCAUGUGGAGGGCAAUUUGUGAUAUUCUCCCUACAACUACUAAUUUGAUUAUAAAGAGGGUGGAGGUGGACCCUACAUGCCAAAUGUGUGGUUUGGUUCAUGAGAAUGUUAUGCAUGCAUUAGUUACUUGUGAAUAUUCUAGACUUGUUUGGAAUGUUUCCGAGCUACCUAUCACAAAUAUUAUUACCAACUCAUUCCCCGCAUGGCUAACGGGUGCACUUACAAUAUUGACAGAGGAGCAGAGUGGACUCAUGGUAGCAGUGUUGUACCAUUUAUGGAGGAGCCGCAACUCGGCGGUAUGGGAUGGAGCCCUCCCACACCCCGCCGCCGCAUGGAGGAGAGCGACGGUUGCCUUGAGCUCAUUCCGACAGGACAAUCAGCGCCCUCUCAGCCCGAGCCGGUUGCGGCACAGAUGA
Molecule: messenger RNA, 711 nt
Organism: Ipomoea nil (Japanese morning glory)
Lineage: Eukaryota; Viridiplantae; Streptophyta; Magnoliopsida; Solanales; Convolvulaceae
Exons: 1
Coding region: 1-711 (236 amino acids)
Source: RefSeq, a predicted model, not a curated record